Molecule: messenger RNA, 1001 nt
Organism: Rhodamnia argentea
Lineage: Eukaryota; Viridiplantae; Streptophyta; Magnoliopsida; Myrtales; Myrtaceae
Product: eukaryotic translation initiation factor 4E-2-like
Exons: 5
Coding region: 101-832 (243 amino acids)
Biological process (GO): translational initiation
Cellular component (GO): cytoplasm; eukaryotic translation initiation factor 4F complex
Molecular function (GO): RNA 7-methylguanosine cap binding; translation initiation factor activity
Source: RefSeq, a predicted model, not a curated record
ACUUCACAAUUCACAUGCAAGCACAAUCAAAAUAGUGAGAAGCCCGAAAUUCUCCGAAGGAGAGAGAGAGAGAGCCUGCGAAACUUCCUGAGAAAAAAAAAUGGUGGUGGACGAGACGGUGAAAUCUGCAGUGGCGGCUGCAACCGCCGAAGACCUGAAGAAUCCGGCCACCGCGAACCCUAACCCCAAUUCGAAGGGCGUUUCGGGUAGGGGUGACUCGGAGCUGGAAGAGGGAGAGAUUGUGGGGGAAGAGGAUUUAGCCGAGCAAUCGGGGAAAGAGGAGCCGAAAGCGGACCAGCCGCAUCCGCUCGAGCACUCGUGGACUUUCUGGUUCGAUAACCUGUCCGCGAAAUCGAAGCAGGUCGCUUGGGGUGCCUCCAUGCGCUCGAUCUAUACCUUCUCUACCGUCGAAGAAUUCUGGAGUCUGUACAAUAACAUGCAUCAUCCAAGCAAAUUAGCUGUUGGAGCAGACUUUUAUUGCUUUAAAAACAAAAUUGAGCCAAAGUGGGAGGACCCUGUUUGUGCUAAUGGAGGGAAGUGGACUAUGAACUUCAACAAAGCGAAAUCUGAUACCUGUUGGCUGUACACGUUGCUGGCAAUGAUUGGAGAACAAUUUGAUCAUGGAGAUGAAAUAUGUGGAGCCGUUGUUAAUGUCAGAAAUAGGCAGGAGAAAAUAUCUGUGUGGACGAAGAAUGCUGCAAAUGAAGUUCCACAGGUGAGCAUAGGGAAGCAGUGGAAGGAGUUCCUGGAUUACAAUGAGAAUAUUGGGUUCAUAUUCCAUGAGGAUGCAAAGAAGCUUGAUAAAGCUGCUAAGAGUCGCUAUAACGUAUGAGUUUUUGCAUUUUCGAUUUAGCUCAAGAUGGGGAAGUUUCUUAAUCCAGAAUGAUGCUCAUUGUCUAAUGAUCUCAUGAGUUUGGACGGCUUUGUACUUUGAACUGCAGGGUAGUUCUAGCAGUGUAAAAAUAGAUGAGUUUGGCAUGUCAACAAAGUUUUUUUUUUCU